GUAAUAAGUGAGUAGCUAUCAGCUGGUACUCGUUGUUUAUCAUAUCAACGUCAAAGUGUAAAAACAAAUAAUUGCAAUUGGACAUUUUGUUUUAUCAUAUCACAGUCAGACAAUAAUAUGAGAUAUAUACAUCAAUACACUUUAGUUUGUAGUUUAUAUUAUAUACAUUUAUAAAUAUUUACUUGUUAUCAUCACUAAUCUUAUAAAUAAUAAUGAAAUGUACAUAUAUGUGUAAAUGUAUAUAUUAUCACGUGUGUGUGUAUAAUGUUUAUGUGUAACUAUACAUACAUUAGAAUAUGUCGCAAUAGUAAAUGAUAAUUGUCGACACUCGAGUGUCUAGAUUACAUGAAAAAUUAUUAUUUUGCUUGUCAUUGAAUGAUGGAUCUUACGUCUAGACCACACAUGAGUAUAUUAAGGACAUUGCAAUUACUUAUACAGAGAGGGGGCUGGGAUAAUACCAGAGUUGAUGAUAAUAAUUAUCGUGCUGAGGCAUCAUCAACAUCUUCAAAUGCUUUGCCUAAAAUAGCUACCACUCCUUUGAGUACAGCGACACUUGAAAAUAAUGAAAUAAAUUUGACAACAAAACGCGCAAGUGGUUAUAUAGAUCCAGAAAACGAACAUCUUACUAAUAAAUCAGUGACAUGUAUGAUAAAAAAACGUGAAAUAGGUCCGGGGUUUAAUGCUGGUCAAAAAUGCCGGAUAUAUAGUAAUUUUUUACCUAACCGUAUGAUACCUGUUGCUGUAUAUAACAGUCGCGCGUUUUGUGGAUCAUAUUCCGUUGAUGGAAAACUUCUCGUUACUGCCAGUCAAGACAAUUCAUUACGUAUCUACAAUACCCAAGAUGGAGAAUUCCACGAAUACAAAAAAAUUCUCGCACAGAAUGUAUCUUGGAGUAUAUUAGAUACUGCAUUUAGUCCAGACGGCAAUUAUAUCGCUUAUUCCAGUUGGUCCGAUGCCUUGUACCUUUGUUCAAUUUACGGCGAUUCCAGUGUCCAAGAAGCUUUGCCUCUGGCCCCAACGGAUUUCGGAAGAUUUUGUGUAUUUUCUUUAGUCUUUUCCAGUGACGGCAGAGAAAUUCUUGGUGCAGCUAAUGAUGGCUGUCUUUAUAUUUAUGACCGUGAAUGUCAUCAGCCAGCAAUCAGAAUUAAAGGACACGCAGACGAUGUAAAUGCAGUAGCGUUUGCUGAUAAUACAUCACAAAUAUUAUACAGCGGCGGUGAUGACGGAUUGUGCAAGGUUUGGGACAGAAGGACCUUGAAUGAAGUAAAUCCACAUCCGGUCGGUGUACUUGCUGGUCAUAUGGACGGAAUAACGUUCGUAGAUCCACGAGGUGAUGGAAGAUAUUUAUUGACAAACAGUAAAGAUCAGUCAAUAAAACUGUGGGAUGUUCGCGCAUUCUCGAGUAAGGACGCCCAAGCAAAUAGUCGGAAAGCUGUUGCUAAUCAGGACUGGGAUUAUCGAUGGCAUACUCACGUACCCAAACAACUGUACACGUCAACGUCGUUAUUGGAGGGCGAUACGAGUAUUAUGACAUAUAGAGGACACAUGGUUGUACAGACGUUGAUUCGUUGUCAUUUUUCACCAGCUGCAACAACUGGACAGAGAUAUAUUUACACUGGUUGUGGUCAUGGUAGAAUUGUCAUUUACGAUCUUUUGACCGGAAGUAUUGUCAAAACACUUGAAGGACAUGAAGGAUGUGUUAGAGAUGUCAGUUGGCAUCCGUAUCAUCAAGAAAUUAUUUCCACUUCUUGGGAUGGAGUAAUAGGUUGUUGGCGUUAUUUUUCACAAUAUUCAGACACAGGAAUCGUUGAUUCAGAAUGGGGUGAUAUUAGCGAUCCAAAUUGGAGAAACCCCGAUUGAUUUUUCGUUUAAAAUUAAAUAUUUUUAUUUUUAUGAUAAUGGAUAAGUUUUAACGACCUGCUUAUAAGUUUUUAUAAUAAUAAUAAUUAUUAUUAUUACUAUUAUUAUCUUUAUAAAAUAAUUACCAAUCUUAUAAUUAUUCAUUAAAAUAAAUAUUUUAUUUUAAAUCACA
Molecule: messenger RNA, 2032 nt
Organism: Microplitis demolitor
Lineage: Eukaryota; Metazoa; Arthropoda; Insecta; Hymenoptera; Braconidae
Product: DDB1- and CUL4-associated factor 11
Exons: 9
Coding region: 376-1860 (494 amino acids)
Biological process (GO): proteasome-mediated ubiquitin-dependent protein catabolic process
Cellular component (GO): Cul4-RING E3 ubiquitin ligase complex
Molecular function (GO): protein binding
Source: RefSeq, a predicted model, not a curated record